AUGAACUUGAAUCAAUGUACAACAGCGACUGCUUUAAAUAACUUGGAGGAGAUGCAACACAAUCCGAUGAUGUACCGCGGGACCGAACGUGGAAGAAGCGUGGGAGUUGGCCCCAUGAGGUCACGACCUAUGGAAAAGAGGUAUGACACGUCGCCGUACAGCGGUACAUACUUAUCACCACCACCUGACACCUGGCGAAGAACUAAUUCAGAUUCAGCUCUGCACCAGAGUGCCAAUGAAGCUUGCCAAUCGGCCUCCACGAUUCCUCAUCGACGAGAUCAACAUGGUAUGGGUAAUACGACAAAUGACAAUAGAGAUGGCCAUCAUAAUUUUAUUGAGAGACCGAGAUCUUCCUGUGAGAUGCCAAGAGUACCAGGCAUCCAUAUAUAUCCAAGUUCGCAACCACCAGGACCUCAAACGCCUAUAGGUAACAAUACAGGAUCUUUACCAGAUCUGAGUAAUGUUCACUUCCCGUCGCCUCUUCACACACCGUUGGACCAAGAAGAUCACUCGAGUAGUACACAAUAUAGUAAUAGUCCUCAAACGGGCAGUCCUACAACCCUGUCGCCAACCAGCUUGGUGCAAGCUGGAAGGCUAUCCUUUUCACAGGAUCACAGUCCACCAGGCGCCCAACAGGGUGUGACGUUGGAAAAUAGUACAAGUACUUCGCAGCAGGAUUUACGCUCGUACGGACAACAAACGGCUCAGCAACCACCCUCAACAUCUCACAGUCCUGGUCACCACUAUAUUUAUCAGCAGCCACACAGUCCUGUGCCGCCGCAAAGUCCCAAUGGAUCUCAAACGCAUCAAUCGCAACAGCAACUAAAUUCCCUGGGAUCGUAUCGCACCAACCAACCAUUAAAUCGGCCGUCUCCUCAAUCGUCGCCUGGCAUAACCCUUCAGGGCAGUCCUUUGAGCUACAGCAAUAAUCCUUCAGCGCCACCGAGUCCUACAGGUCACCCGGGAUCGACGGGUCUUACCUCUGAUAGUUUAGAUCAAAAUAGUUAUUUCCUCACUCAGGUGCAAGCUGCGGCGCUUCAACAGACUUUUGAGCAAUUCAACAUGACGGAUUCGUCGUUGGAUCCAAACUCCAUUGGUUCGUACAUCGGCUCACCAAAUGACACAUCUAGUUUUAUUCAUAAUGACAUGAUUAAUGUCGGUGGUGAGUUGGGUAGCAACGACACAAGCUACUACAGCACGAGUCCUCAGAUGGCGUAUCAACCAAGGACGCCUACGACGACGCAACAAUUGACACCUCAAACGCCAAAUACACCUACAAUUAUAUUGACCGAUUUUUCGGGCACUGAUGACUUAACGAAGGAUCUCGGUUCAUCGAUUUCAAGCGACUUUGAUCCAGACCUGUUUGCCUCGGACGAAGCUCUAAGACAAGGCUUAGGUCCGCUUGACCUAGAUGGGUUGCAGAUGCUCACUGAUCCCGACGCGGCGAUAUCUGACGCAACUGUCGAAGAUCACUUUAGAUUAGAUUGUCUCUAA
Cotesia congregata is the source of this 1494-nucleotide messenger RNA. Lineage: Eukaryota; Metazoa; Arthropoda; Insecta; Hymenoptera; Braconidae. The record is from the annotation of a GenBank genome assembly.